CUCCCCUGGCCUUUUCCUCCCCUCGCAUCGCAUGUUUUAGCUAUGCCUAAGCUCUACCAAAAUCCCACCAUCAGAGUAUUUCAUUCAGCUUCUACAAGCAAGAGCCAGCCAUUUCUAUGUUUCCAUCCUAGGGCUCCUUCCCUGACCUGCGAACCCUCGGUGUACCUUCCCGCCUUUUAAACUGAUAUCCGCUCCUUCCUCCUCCCCCUCUCUCCCUUUCCCGAAAAUGUCCCUCCGCAGCCUCUGGGCGGUCCGUCACGCUGCCGGCGAACCCGUGGCGGUGGUGCGCGUGCGCGACCUGCAAACAGCGGUGGUCGGCCCGCAGGAUGCAUGGGGCCGCAAGAACGCCACACAGCCGGUGGUGGUGUCGGCGGAGCUACACUUCUCGCGGCCCUUCGAGGCAUCGGUGGCGGGCGAUAGCGUCACGGGCGGCGACACGGUGCACUACGGCACGCUGAGCAAGCUGAUCUUGGCCUGCGUGGAGCGGUCUAACGAGCAUGCGCAGAGCGGUGGCGGCGGCGGCGGCGGAGGAGGAGGAGGCGGAGGCGGAGGCGGCGACGUGGACCUGCGGGUGCUGCUGGAGAUGAUCUGGAUCGUGCUGACGGGCCGCAAUGUCAACGGGGAGGACGCCGGCCCCGAGGCCAAACCGCUGCUGGACCUGGCCCGCCUGCGCUUCAUGUCGCUCACCGUCCACCUGCCCAAGGCCUCGCUGCUGGGCGAGGGCGUGAGCCUGACGGCUGCCAAUGUGUUUCCGCCGCACCUGGCCUCGCUGUCCAUGUAUGGGCUGGCCUUGCGCGUGCAUAAGCUGCGGGUGCCGACCCUAAUCGGUGUCAACAGCAACGAGAGGAGGGCCAAGCAGUUCGUUGUGACCGAUGUGGAGAUUGACAGAUUUGAUUAUUAUCCCGAUCUCUUCUGUGAGCUCGAGAGCCUUGUUGUCAAGACCAUGGAGAAGACAGGUUUUGAGACGCUGGAGGCCCUCGGGUCUCACCUAUCCAAGGCCAUCAUCAGGGACUUCAAACCGAACCCUAGAGAAUUGGUGUCUGGAGAGGAAGGCUGGCAGAUGAUUAUUCGCAUGGAAAAGCCUACGGCCGUCCCCUUUGCAGAGUGUCCGGUGGUGGAAAUGCGGCUUUCAUCCAGGCCUUAA
This is a messenger RNA of Cryphonectria parasitica EP155, 1144 nucleotides long. RefSeq lists its product as uncharacterized. Gene Ontology annotation, biological process: folic acid-containing compound metabolic process. The transcript has 2 exons. The record is from RefSeq and is a predicted model, not a curated record. NCBI's taxonomy places the organism in Eukaryota, Fungi, Ascomycota, Sordariomycetes, Diaporthales, Cryphonectriaceae. Gene Ontology annotation, molecular function: dihydroneopterin aldolase activity. Bases 227 to 1144 code for a protein of 305 amino acids.